UAUUUCUUGUGUUAAAGCUGUCCUAACUAAUUUGUCCAAAAUGCAAAUUAGUUGAAAACUGCCACUGUCUCACUGAGCCAUUUCAAUAUGAAACUUUCAAUAUUUAAUAUCGACGAAACAAGAGCUGCAGUAACUUUCAUAUUCUAAAGAUUUCGUCUGCCAAGAGAAAAAUAAUGGCGACUUGGUUUAAGUUAUUGUUGGCUCUUUUCAUUGGUCUCGUUGCUUUUAAAUUCCGAGUGACUUCAGCUAGAUCAAACUCAUCCGAAUCUGAUGAUAAUGAUGAUCAUGAAAAGGAGGAAAACCUAACCAUUGCCUGGAUAUACAAGCCUCCCUACAUAAGAGGACCCGAUAACAGUUCCUUGGACAAUCAAGCUCAUGGAAUAGUACGAGAUGCCAUAUUAAGACACAUACAAUGGGAUUGUAGCGGAUUCUCUGGCAAUCCCCACUAUGAAAUAAAGACUCUCAAAGCUGAUAGUGAGUCUCAAAUGAUACAAUUGCUGAAGCAAAACAAAGUCCAUUUAGCAAUUCCUAUAUUUGAACAACAAGACAAUCAAAAGUACUCUGAAUUUAUCUUUUUUAAAUUACUGGAUUAUCCUGGAACGGAAUACAUAACUUUGGCUGACGAUGAAAACAACGACGCUCUUGAUGUCGUUUUUGAUUCUGUAUUGAAGUCUUGGCCAUUGCUUGCCGUCACCAUGAUCUUCACGGCCAUUGCUGGAAUCAUCAUGUUGGCACUGGAUACAUACUGGAAUGGUGAAGAAUUUCCACGUUCAUUCAUCAGAGGCUCAUGGGAUGGAUUUUGGUGGUCCUUUAUUUCUAUGACCACUGUAGGGUAUGGAGACAAGGCACCCAAGUCGGCCAUGGCUCGUAUUUUCUCUGUCGUCUGGAUCUUAUUUGGCCUCAUAGCUAUGGCAAUUUUCAUGGCAAAUGUCACCACUGCAUUGACAGCUCUCUCCCUGCAACUUGAACCAACCAGCCUUCGUGGUGUUCAAGUUGGAGUGAUAGGUAAUGGAACAGAAUAUCAACAUGCACUGAAAGAAGACGCACAUCCAAAAAUCUACAACAACAUCGAUGACGCUGUCGAUGCACUCAAAUCAAAAGAGGUCAAGGGAAUGUUACUAGAUCGCUAUACAGCCUCCUAUUACCAGAAAAGGGACAAACUGAAAACUCUUCUCGCUGUGAAGAAGUUAGACUUGCAGAGGGACGUAGGAGUUCUAUUCAAUGAGAACAAACGAGAACUUGCUGAAUGCCUACAAAACUACCAUCGCUCCGCCAUUUGGAGAUCAAUGCAAACCUUGACUUCGUUUUACGAGUUUGAGCACCAGACGUCUUCAAAAAGCUUCAAUCUGUUUGAUGGUUCCUCACCAUUUGUUAAGUACUUGAUGUAUAUAUCACUUGGACUCUUGGUUCUAAUGCUUCUUAUUGGACUUGCGUGGGACAUAUUAUUGAGAAAGAAAGGAAAAGGGAAGCAAAAUAUCGUAAUAGUUGUCUUACAGUAGCACGUUUAUUGACCGACUGACGAUUCGAUCGAGGGCUUGGGCCACUGACGAAAUAGCAGAUCUGCCAAAGCUCGGGAUGAGGAAAGAAAUAUAGUGGUUCAGAGCCUCAAUAGAGUCGUUCAUUUAAUCAUCAUCAUCGUUCAUUGAAAUUUCUCAAACCUGGUGAACCGGCAUGCUUGGAUACGAUAUCACUUCGAAGUUCCCUGAGUUAUAUUUGAACAGCGGAAUGAGUUUAAAUACACGCCAUUCUCAUAUUCAAAAAUGCCAACAUCCUUUUUCAUUCCCUCUAGCAGCAGCCAUGGAUGAUAGCUGGGGAAUGACAACCAAAGGAGAUACAAUACGUGCCGAUCUUGAAACAACGCGAGUUCUUCUUCGUCAAGCAUUGGAACAAUUUGACCAGCUGGAAUCCAAAGUCUCGAAGCUGAAACUGGUCUAAUGAUCAGUUAUGAGACAAUAUUAAAGUCUUAAGUUAUUCGACGAUGUAGCCAUUACUUACUGACUAGCUUGCUAUUUGCAUAAUGUUAACCCUACGGCUUUGAUUUCGGCCUUAUUUAUGAGUGCGCAAAUAAGCCAUUGUAUUUACGCCAGCUGAAAUUUUAUCAUCAAAUUCGUAGCUACUCAAAUGUAUACCCAUGU
Pocillopora damicornis (cauliflower coral) is the source of this 2135-nucleotide messenger RNA. RefSeq lists its product as uncharacterized. Gene Ontology annotation, molecular function: ligand-gated monoatomic ion channel activity; delayed rectifier potassium channel activity. Lineage: Eukaryota; Metazoa; Cnidaria; Anthozoa; Scleractinia; Pocilloporidae. Gene Ontology annotation, cellular component: membrane; voltage-gated potassium channel complex. The record is from RefSeq and is a predicted model, not a curated record. Gene Ontology annotation, biological process: potassium ion transmembrane transport; action potential.